This is a messenger RNA of Suillus subaureus, 874 nucleotides long. RefSeq lists its product as uncharacterized. The annotation marks the transcript as partial. The transcript has a single exon. NCBI's taxonomy places the organism in Eukaryota, Fungi, Basidiomycota, Agaricomycetes, Boletales, Suillaceae. The record is from RefSeq and is a predicted model, not a curated record. Gene Ontology annotation, cellular component: mitochondrion.
GCGGUCUCAGAGCAAAAGAACCCCUCCGCCAAACUCUCCUCCUCAAAACAAGACGACCCACUCGCUGUUCUCAGUGGAAUCGGGCGCAAGCCAUUUGGACAAGCCCCAAUGUCAGAUUUAUUCGGCAAACUCAGACGACACUCAAAACGGUUGAAAUGGACGACGGAGGCGGAUGGGGAAUUUGAUAAGAAGAAGGAGGAAAUGGAACUUUGUGAUACGGAUCAGCAGCUGCUUGAAUGGGCCAUGCGCGAGGUGUUCGGGCAGUCUCAGAAAUACGAGGAACGUGCACGAAAUGCUAUUGCUAAAGCCGAGGAACAGCAUGCUACAGGCCUCACCCCAAGCUCAAACGCAAGCGGAAGCGCAAAUCCACCACCACAACUUACGUCUACGCACCUUGAACUCCAACACCCGACAUAUCCCUACCUGAUCGCGCACCUCAUGCAUUCUUUCCGCGACAAAUACCGUGACCCUCACCUCGCUCUCUCCAUCUUCGACUAUGCGCGGCACCUGAGCAUACCGAGCUAUGUAUUCGGGUGCACCACUCCCGCAUACAACGAACUGCUAGAAACCCGCUGGUCGUGUUUCCGCGACCUCAGAGGCGUACACGACGCCCUCGAAGAAAUGCGGGUCAACGGGGUCGAGCCCGAUGGCAGAACCAAGAAACUUGUCGAGAAACUAAGGCGCGAAGUGGGGGCGCGCACGGUUUGGGAAGAGGAAUCUAUGUUUGGGAGUGGGGAGGUUGUUGGGAUGUUAUCUAAGAUCGAGCAGCUUGCUAUUAAGGAGCCCAGAGGGAAGCGGGGGAAAGGGUCGGGCAGGAAAGGGCCGGCUUUUGAUGCGUGGAAGGGGGAUGCGCUUAAGGAGGAUGUGGAGGACG